Xiphophorus couchianus (Monterrey platyfish) is the source of this 3039-nucleotide messenger RNA. It is a transcript of the gene enc1, whose product is annotated as ectodermal-neural cortex 1. Gene Ontology annotation, molecular function: protein binding. Gene Ontology annotation, cellular component: Cul3-RING ubiquitin ligase complex; cytoplasm. The record is from RefSeq and is a predicted model, not a curated record. The transcript is spliced from 3 exons. NCBI's taxonomy places the organism in Eukaryota, Metazoa, Chordata, Actinopteri, Cyprinodontiformes, Poeciliidae. The coding region runs from base 306 to 2081 and encodes 591 amino acids. Gene Ontology annotation, biological process: ubiquitin-dependent protein catabolic process.
GUGGAAGAGCAGGCGGAGGGGCGACGACGAGCAGCGGAGCAGAGCUGGAGCUGGAGGAACGCCUCCAAACAGCGUCUCCCCUUAUUAUUCACCUCUUCUCCGCCGCACACAACCAGACCCAACGAGCAGUCCGCGUAUUUAGCGAGAGCGCGGCUCUUCUCGCGACCUAUUUGCUCGGAGAUAACCAGAGGAGUUGCACUCCGCGCGAGCGCACAAGGCUUUGCAUCGUGGCUCUCUCACGAGCGGCAUGCUCGAGCGACCCGUCGGGCGCGACUGAAGUCCUUCUUUCACCCAAAGAGGAUUCAAUGAAAAUGUCAGUGUGCGUCCAUGAGAACCGGAAAUCCCGAGCCAGCACCGGCUCCAUGAACAUCUACCUUUUCCACAAAUCCUCCUAUGCUGACAGUGUCCUUAUGCACCUCAACACUCUACGGCAGCAGAGGCUCUUUACAGACGUCCUCCUACACGCGGGCAGCCGUUCCUUCCCCUGCCACCGCGCCGUGCUGGCCGCCUGCAGCCGCUACUUUGAGGCCAUGUUCAGUGGUGGUCUGAGGGAGAGUCAGGCCAGCGAGGUCGACUUCCGAGACUCGAUCCACCCGGAGGUUUUAGAGCUGCUGCUUGACUACGCAUACUCAUCACGGGUGGUGAUCAACGAGGAGAAUGCAGAGUCGCUGCUGGAGGCUGGGGACAUGUUGGAGUUUCAGGACAUCCGUGAUGCCUGCGCCGAAUUCCUGGAGAGAAACCUUCAUCCGUCCAACUGUCUUGGCAUGCUGUUGCUGUCUGACGCCCACCAGUGUACGAAGCUGUCAGAGCUCUCCUGGGGCAUGUGUUUAAGCAACUUCCCUGCCAUUUGCAAGACAGAGGACUUUCUCCAAUUGCCCAAAGAUAUGGUAGUGCAGCUUUUGUCACACGAGGAGCUGGAGACAGAAGAUGAGAGACUGGUUUAUGAAGCUGCCCUUAAUUGGAUUAACUAUGACCUAGAAAAGAGGCACUGCUAUCUCCCAGAGCUUCUGAGAACGGUUCGUCUCGCCUUACUGCCUGCCAUCUUUCUAAUGGAAAAUGUUUCAACAGAAGAGCUGAUUAAUGAUCAGGCCAAAAGCAAAGAACUGGUUGAUGAAGCUAUUCGCUGCAAGCUUAAGAUCCUCCAGAAUGAUGGCGUGGUCAACAGCCCAUGUGCUCGACCUAGAAAAACCAGCCAUGCCCUUUUCCUGCUUGGCGGACAGACAUUCAUGUGUGACAAAUUGUACCUGGUAGACCAGAAAGCCAAAGAGAUAAUCCCGAAGGCUGACAUCCCCAGUCCCAGGAAGGAGUUCAGUGCCUGUGCCAUUGGCUGUAAGGUUUACAUCACAGGCGGAAGAGGAUCAGAGAAUGGCGUUUCCAAAGACGUAUGGGUCUACGACACUGUGCAUGAGGAAUGGUCCAAAGCAGCACCUAUGCUCAUCGCCAGGUUUGGCCAUGGCUCCGCGGAGCUGAAACACUGCCUAUAUGUUGUUGGAGGACACACCGCGGCAACGGGCUGUCUCCCGGCCUCUCCGUCCGUGUCCCUCAAACAAGUGGAACAGUUUGACCCAGUGGCAAACAAGUGGACCAUGGUGGCACCUCUCAGAGAGGGUGUGAGCAAUGCGGCAGUGGUCAGUGUGAAACUCAAGUUGUUUGCCUUCGGCGGAACCAGCGUCACCCAUGACAAACUGCCCAAGGUGCAGUGCUACGAUCCGCAGGAAAACCGAUGGACUGUGCCAGCAUCCUGCCCACAGCCGUGGCGUUACACCGCCGCUGCCGUGCUGGGGAACCAAAUAUUUGUCAUGGGCGGGGAUACCGAAUUCUCAGCCUGCUCGGCUUACAAGUUCAGCAGUGAGAACUACCAGUGGACUAAAGUGGGGGACGUAACGGCCAAGCGAAUGAGCUGCCAGGCUGUGGCUUCGGGAAACAAACUGUACGUGGUGGGUGGGUACUUUGGUACACAGCGGUGUAAAACUCUGGACUGCUAUGACCCCACACUCGAUGCAUGGAACAGCAUCACAACUGUUCCGUACUCGCUCAUUCCUACUGCCUUUGUCAGCACCUGGAAACAUCUACCAGCGUGAAUCCUGAACCGUUGACCUGUACCUUCUCCAUUAGAUCUCCCCGGUUUCGCGUCAUCCGCCGGUCUCCUGACCACGAAGAAGCACACAUUCUCUUUCUCCAAAAAGAGACGCCAAGCAGCGAUGUACAGAUGCCCCGCAUUCAUCUUGGUGUUGCAAAAACUGUAAAAAAGAAGGAAAAAAAAAGAGAGAAGAAGAUAAACAAAAAAGACAAACACGCAGGAGCAGAGAACCCAAAGGUGGGCCGUUGUCGAGGAAGGCGGACAUCUUGCUCCGAGACACCGAACUGACCGACGCUUGCUCUGCAAGGCACAGACUCUGACCCUGUGUGCACAUUGUGCUUUCAUGCUGCCAUAGGAGUGCUGCAAACAUAUCAUGAAAAGCUGCAUUCUUCAUAUGUAGUCAUAACAGGCUUGUGACGAUCUGUGAAGUUUUCUCUAUGACAAAAAAAUUAUAGAUAUACACACACAUAUAUAUAUAUAGCAUGACAAAUGCUUCGGUCUGACUGAAAAAGAACAAAAUCAAUAGAUUUUGACUGAAUAUCUGACUCAUACAAGGAAAAAUGAAGGAGCAAAUCUUCCCCGUUUUUGAUUUUUUUUUUUUUUUUUGUUGUUUUCGAACUGUUAACAGCUUCUAAUUUAUGCUUCAGACCCAGAAUAAAAAAGAACAUUUGAACAUUUCUCUUACAAAAACUUUCCUGUCGCUGCCACUCAUGAGGCGGAUCGAUGGGAUUUGCGUGUGCCUGGAGGUUGCCCGUGUUUGGAUUCUACAGCUCAGCGGCGACGCCGUAAAACAUCGUUCGCUUUGCUUGCUGAUUCACCGCCGAAGCCCUUUUUCGAGCAUGUUCUCUCACAGUGAUUCAGUGAAAACUGGCAUGUACUCUUCACAAAGUCUUGUCACCUUAACACAAAAAGCUGAAUUUAUUAUCCUUUUUCGAAAAAAAAAUCUGUUUCUUCUUGAA